AUGUUGUCUCGAAAAUGUAUAUUAUGCGAAGAAAACGGCAAGGAAAAUAAAACACAGUUUCUGCUCAGCCGAAGAUUGCUAUCGAUGUUAUACCGUAGAGUACCGGUUACAAAAUGGAUACAAGGAUAUCAUUGGAAAUAUAUCUUUUCUGAUACAUCUGCUGGGCUAACAAUGGGAAUUUUUAACGUGCCUCAAGGGAUGGCAUAUUCUGUACUAGCCAGUCUUACGCCAGUUUACGGACUGUACGCAUCAUUCUUCCCUCCUUUGUUAUACUUUUUCUUCGGGUCAUCUCGACAUAUCUCAAUCGGUGUUUUCUCCAUAACUUGCUUGAUGGUAGGACAAGCCAGGCUAGCGAUUCUACCUGACAAUGUGAAUGGAACGCAUGCAACGGAAUACAAAGGGAUGACUGACUUGACACCUGUUGAUGUUAUCAUUGCGCUGGCGUUCGUAACCGGUACGGUGCAAAUAGUACUGUGGAUUCUACACUUGUCUUUUCUUUCUGCAUACCUCUCUGACUCUGUGGUAUCCGGACUGACAUUUGGGGCCGCCGUCCAUGCUUUUAUAGCACAAAUUCCAAGUAUACUCGGAAUCAAGGCAAAAGAAGGGAAAACCAGUGGAUUUCUACACAUUUUCUCCAAAUUAUAUGGCAUUUGUAUUGCAAUACCGAGUACAAAUGUCGCUACAGUGAUUUUGUCAGCUGGAACAAUGUUAUUUCUUCUUUUGUGUAAACAUUUUAUUGAGCCGCCGUUGAUUAGAAGAAAAAUACCUCUGCCUUCCGAACUCAUUGCGCUUAUAGUGACAACGAUAUUGUCAAGAUUUCUCCACUUUCACGAGCGCUUUGGUGUAAAAAUUGUUAGCCACGUUCCAGUAGGACUUCCUGCCCCUAGUGUUCCCAGAUUCGAAUUAGCUCCUUAUUUGAUAGGCUAUGGAGUCAGUAUCGCCGUUGUCGCUUAUGUUGUCACACUUUCCAUGGGUAAAUUAUUUGCUCGAAAACAUAAGUAUCAAAUUGAUAACGAUCAGGAAAUGCUGGCACUAGGUUUAACCAGUUUCAUUUCAUCAUUUUUCUCUGUAUUUCCUACAUCGACAUCUCUUUCAAGAAGUUUGAUCAAUGAAAAUGCGGGAGCAAAGACACAGGUUUCGGGUCUCAUAUCUGCUUGUGCUAUACUUUGUGUGAUCCUCUUUAUUGCUCCUGUGCUUGAAUCUCUGCCAAAUUGUGUUCUAAGCUCUAUAGUAGCAGUAGCGCUGCUAUCCUUACUGAAAAAGAUUGCGGAAGUCCCAUAUUUGUGGAAGUUUUCAAAAACUGAUGUGAUAGCCUGGGUAGCAACUGCACUUGGAACUUUCUGCUGGGAUAUAAUUGAAGGUCUAGCCUGUGGUGUUGUCGUAGCCUUGAUGACUAUCAUUAUAAGAACGCAGAGACCGACAAUUUCACAACUGGGUAGAAUUGGAGAGCACAAGUUCCGCUGUAAGGCAACUUAUACUCUUGCGGUCUCAACAGAAGCUCCUGUGAUCAGAUUCGAUGCUCCAGUAAUAUUCACAAAUACCGAACUAUUAAAGAGUUCUAUACGAAGUACAAUGGAACGGGAACUUAACGGGGAUAACGAGAAUACAGAUGUGAAGUGGAGAGGAGUAAUUGUUGAUUGUAGAUCUUGGACUCAUACCGAUGCUAUGGGUGUAGAAGCAGUCAAGGAAAUAAACGAGGAGAUGUUGAACAAGAAAGUUCUCUUGAUUUUUGCAAAAUUAAACAGCGCGAUCAGAAUCCAGUAUGCUCGAGCCGGCCUCUUCAAGCAUCUAAGAGAAAGUCAAUUCUGUCCAAGUCUCGAAGAUGCAUUAACGGUUGCCAAAAUGUUGCAGUCAGAUAGUCAAGCAUUCUUCCAAUACGAGAAACACGAUAGUGUUGGAGUAUUAUGAACCAAUUUUCACAACUGAACUGUCGUGCUUAUCUGCUUUGUAUUGAAAUAAACA
Molecule: messenger RNA, 1962 nt
Organism: Cylicocyclus nassatus
Lineage: Eukaryota; Metazoa; Nematoda; Chromadorea; Rhabditida; Strongylidae
Source: the annotation of a GenBank genome assembly